Molecule: messenger RNA, 1824 nt
Organism: Scaptodrosophila lebanonensis
Lineage: Eukaryota; Metazoa; Arthropoda; Insecta; Diptera; Drosophilidae
Gene: dyl
Exons: 2
Coding region: 1-1824 (607 amino acids)
Source: RefSeq, a predicted model, not a curated record
AUGGGACACUUUACGCGACAAGGCAGCCUAUUGGCGUUAGUGCUAUGCUUGAUAUUCAACACAAAGCAUCUGGCUGUGCACGGCGAUGCCUCACACAUUGAAUCCGCGGCCUUGCCACUGGAACACAGAUCUGGUUAUGGACCUCCUGCGCCCUCACCCAUUUACGGUGCGCCGCAGGGUCCGCUGAGUACCGGAGCCACAAAUGAUCUGUCCGAGGAGGCCUGGCCGCUGGCGACAACGAACGACAGCCCACAGAUCAAACAUCUGCAGGUGCAGUGCGAGAAGACGCACAUGCGGGUGAACAUUGAGUUCGACAGACCCUUCUACGGCAUGAUCUUCUCGAAGGGUUUCUACAGCGAUCCCCACUGUGUACAUCUGAAACCGGGCACUGGUCAUCUGAGCGCCACAUUCGAGAUCUUCUUGAAUAGCUGCGGCAUGACCAGCUCAGCAAAUCACAAUGCUGCCGGCUAUGGAGCGCCCACACCAUCGGGCAGCUAUGUGGAGAACACAAUUAUCAUUCAGUAUGAUCCCUAUGUGCAGGAGGUGUGGGAUCAGGCCCGUAAAUUGCGCUGCACUUGGUACGAUUUCUAUGAGAAGGCCGUCACCUUCAGACCCUUCCAGGUGGAUAUGCUGCAUGCGGUUACGGCUAACUUCUUGGGCGACAAUCUGCAGUGUUGGAUGCAAAUUCAAGUGGGCAAGGGUCCGUGGGCAUCUGAGGUCUCAGGUAUUGUGAAGAUCGGACAGACAAUGACGAUGGUGCUGGCCAUUAAGGAUGAUGAGAAUAAGUUCGAUAUGUUGGUACGUAAUUGUGUGGCCCACGAUGGCAAGCGUGCUCCAAUUCAGCUGGUGGAUCAAAAUGGCUGUGUUGUCCGACCGAAGAUCAUGAGCAAGUUCCAGAAGAUCAAGAACUUUGGACCGUCCGCAUCGGUGGUUAGCUUCGCAUAUUUCCAGGCCUUUAAGUUCCCCGACUCGAUGAACGUGCACUUCCAGUGCGUCAUUCAGGUCUGCCGCUAUAACUGUCCCGAACCCAAGUGCGGUCCAGGCCUGCCCGGCGGCGAGUAUGGUUUGCCCCAGAUUGGUGGAAAUGCGCUCUCCGAGGAAUAUGGCCCACCAGAGGCUUACGAACGCAACGACUUUGCGCUGGGCGGUUUGCCACCGGCAGCAUAUCCAGAUCCGCGUCAUCCCGCCUCCGAUGCUACGGGCGCCUACUCCGAGAACCAACCCGAUGUUGUGCCCUCACCGCAAGCGCAAACCUCAGCGGUGACUACUGCCGAGUCGGGUGCUGCCUCCGGUCCGGCCAGCUCGCAGUCUCCUCCACAAGUGUCGAGCAACGAAUUGGGUCUGCCGCCACCACCACUGCCCGGCCAGCCUGGCCAGUACAGCACUGUGAAGCGUAAGGAUGAUCUCAGUGCGGGCGGCAAUCUCGUCUCAUUGGGAGGCCGUCCACGCUCGGUUGAGGGUUUGGACGAUCUGCGCGGUGUGCGCCGACGUCGCGACACCAUCGAUAUUGUGGUAAAGCCACAGCGCAUCUACAAGCGAAAUGCCCAGGAGAUGACCGAUGUGAAUACGAGUCGUACCAUUCAGGUGGUGGCUCCCGGCGAUGUCAACUUUGCGUUGAACAGCAAUGCCAGUAAUGAGACUGUUGUCAUUCAAUCGGCGCGCUCUGCCGACGCUGAGACCAUUUGUAUGUCGGUGCCGAGCUUUGUGGGCGGUUUGGUGAUGCUGCUGCUCGUCUUGGCUGUAGCCUCUCUAGUCGCCGCCUUCCUCUUUGUCCGCGUCCGCCACUUCGAUCGCAAGGGGGCGGGUAUGGCGUAUCACAAUUGA